AUGAAGUACCUAGUCAUACCUUUGUGCAAGAAGAGUGAUGGAAACCAAGUGUCUUCAAACCAAGAACCAACAACAGCAGCUGAUUUUAAUGAAGGCAAACAAAUUGAUUUAGAUGACCUUGAUACUCCCCUUGGAAGUGAAGAUGAAGGUGAUGAGCAUAGGUAUCCCAAAAUUAAAAUGUUUGAUUCCGGGGAAGAAAUGAGAUUUGAGCUAAGAAUGACUUUUGCAACAAAGAAUCUUGUUAAGGAUGCAGUUUUGUCGUAUGCAAUGGAAAGCAAGAAAAACUGGCACUUCGAUAAAAAGGAUAGCAAAAGAAUAGUUGCUAAGUGUGAAAAGGAGUGUCCAUUUUAUAUGAGAUUUAGUAAAAGAGUAGGAAACCAAUUCUGGCAGUUAAUAAGUCUUAAGGAAGAUCACACUUGUCAUAGGACAGCGAAGAAUAGGCAAGUUAAAACCGAGUUGCUAGCUAAGAAAUUCAUGCAUAUCUUGAGACAUACACCAGAAAUGAUUCCAAAGGGAUUGAUAGCACAAGCAUUUGAGAAAUGGGGAGUGAAACUGUCAUUUGCACAAGCAUACAUGGCCAAAACACGAUCAUUGGAACUAACUCAAGGAGCUUUGACUGAGCAAUAUUCUCAUUUGAGGAAUUAUGCUGAGGAGAUAAGGCAAUCUAAUCCUAGUAGUACAUUUAUAAUUAAGUGUGGCAUGUCUAACAUUGGACCUGUUUUUGAGAGAAUAUAUGUAUGUGUAAGGGCGUGUAAAGCUGCAUUUGCAAAUACACGUAGGCCUUUAAUUAGACUUGAUGCAUGUUUCUUGAAAGGUGAGUAUGGUGGAUAA
Molecule: messenger RNA, 831 nt
Organism: Vicia villosa (hairy vetch)
Lineage: Eukaryota; Viridiplantae; Streptophyta; Magnoliopsida; Fabales; Fabaceae
Exons: 1
Coding region: 1-831 (276 amino acids)
Source: RefSeq, a predicted model, not a curated record